Aedes albopictus (Asian tiger mosquito) is the source of this 5403-nucleotide messenger RNA. RefSeq lists its product as uncharacterized. The transcript has a single exon. Gene Ontology annotation, biological process: DNA integration. Bases 1 to 5403 code for a protein of 1800 amino acids. The record is from RefSeq and is a predicted model, not a curated record. Gene Ontology annotation, molecular function: nucleic acid binding; zinc ion binding. NCBI's taxonomy places the organism in Eukaryota, Metazoa, Arthropoda, Insecta, Diptera, Culicidae.
AUGACGAACGAUCUUCGUGAGCUGGAAAAGCAGGAUCGCAACAUCCGGAAGACGUUGGAAGGGAUGCAGUACUUCGUCGAACAUUACAGUCCUGACCUAGUCGACCAAGUGGCGAUUCGUCUUCAGCGAUUGGAGGAAGUUUUUCAGGAGUUCCAUGCGGUUCGUCGAAAGAUAGAGCUGUUAACAGAAGAUGUGUUCUCCGAAGACGAAGAAGAAGUGGACCAGAAGGAAACCAAGGAACAGCGGAAGGCUCGUAUUGCCGGCGUGAUCCAAGCGAGGGAAGAAGAGAACGUGAAGAUUAUGAUGAAGAUCGAGAAUGUGUACUACAAAAUCAAGGCUGCCCUCACCCGAUUGCUACCCAAAUCGACCCCCGUUGCUGCUAUAUCCGGUGUUCAACCCCCACCAGCAGCCGCUCCAGCUGUUUCGAGAGUGAAGCUACCAGAAAUUCGACUGUCGAGCUUCGGUGGACAGCUGAGAGAGUGGGUCACCUUCCGUGACUCGUUCCGUAGCCUGAUACACAACAACCAACAGUUGUCAGCUAUGGACAAGUUUACGUAUCUGCGAUCGUCGUUAACCGGAGAGGCUCUCCAGGAAAUCAACUCAGUGGAGAUGACCGAAGCGAACUACGACGUAGCCUGGGUAGCAUUGAAGCGCAGGUACGAGAACAAGAAGCUCAUCGUGAAAGCCCAUUUGGAUUCGCUGUUCUCGGUCGAGGUGAUGAAGAAGGAGAGCUACGAGUCGCUGAGCAAGCUGAUCGGCGACUUUGAGAAGAACCUGUUGAUGCUGGACAAGAUAGGAGAGAACACGGCGAAUUGGAGCACCAUCCUGGUGUACAUGAUCUGCUCGCGAUUAGAUCCGGCCACUCUCAGACAAUGGGAGGCACACCACAAAUCAAAUGCGGUUCCGACGUACGCGAAUUUGAUCCAGUUCCUUCGUGAGCACUGUUCUGUACUCCAGUCAAUUGCGCCGAGUAAUUCCAUUCCUGUCCAAGAAAAGCGAUCGAAGGUUGGCGUGAGCAAUGCUGCAGUUCAGUCGUGGAACAAGUGUCUCUUCUGUGGAGAAUCGUUCCAUUCAGCGUUCCGUUGCUUCAAGUUCCUGAAGAUGAAGGUUCCAGAACGUCUCGACGUGGCUCGGCGGAGUAAAGUUUGCCUGAACUGUCUAACUGCUGGACAUUAUGCGAAGUCGUGCACGAAGGGCUGCUGUCAUCACUGCCAGCAGAAACAUCAUUCCCUGUUGCACACUGAUUCAAGCCAGCAGUCACCCCCACUUGUCAAAUCCUCCGUCCCGUCGCAGAAGAAACCUCCAUCGUCAAACCAGCAGCAACACCAAACACAACCACACACCAGUAGCCAUUCCACACCAACCCAGACCAUUACACCUUCCACAAGCGCUCUCCCUGUUACUCACUCGCCAAACACUCAACCACUGCACACCACAAAUCAGACAUGCACAAGCCAGAACUCCGUUUCCCUCUCAGUGAGCAACCGUACCGGAGAUGUCCUUCUCUCCACUGCGGUAGUCUCUGUCAAGGACCAGUACGGUGCGACACGACUAGCCAGAGCUUUGCUAGAUUCGUGCUCGCAGUUCUGUUUCAUGACCACCAAUUUCAGUCAAAAACUGAAACUCCGUGGAUUUCCCGAUCACUUGACAGUUCAAGGAAUCGGGGGUUCCAAUUCAGUAUCCCGUAGACGAGUGAACGCUCGGAUCCUUCCCCGGUCCGGUGAUAUUUCGUCCUACAACGAGGACAUGUCGUUCUACAUUCUACCGGAGUUGACAACCACUCUGCCAGUCCAAAGGGUCAGCGUCGGUCAAUGGAAGCCGCUAUCCAGCAUCGUGUUGGCCGAUCCACAGUUCUGUGAGCCCGAGCAGAUCGACAUCAUCAUCGGUGCCGAGUAUUUCUACGAUCUUCUCACCGAAGGACGAAGCAAGAUUAGCGAGGAGGGACCAACUCUGCAGAAUACUGUCUUCGGUUGGAUUGUUUCAGGACGCAUUCCUGAUCAACCAGUGAGUCCAACGCAAUCAGUUUCGUUUUCGUGCACGCUAGCGGACAUCCAGGACCAGCUACCACGCUUCUGGGAGUUGGAGUCCUGCAAGUCCAGUAGCAUCCAGUCGGUAGAAGAAUCAACGUGCGAGACCAUCUUCGACGAGACAACAACUCGGGAUAGCAGUGGCAGAUUCAUGGUGUCGUUGCCGAAGAAGGAGUUCGUCAUGCAGCAGCUUGGCGAAUGUGAAACGAUUGCCACUAAACGUUUCUUAGCCUUGGAACGACGACUAGAAGCCAACCCCGAGCUGAAGACUCAGUACCAUCAGUUCAUACGUGAAUAUGAGCAGCUUGGCCAUAUGAAGCAGGUGGACAGCGAAGAUCCAGACUUUCCCAUCUACUUCCUUCCGCAUCACGCAGUGUUAAAGCCAGACAGUACCACGACGAAGCUGCGAGUAGUAUUCGACGCAUCCUGCAAAACGUCCACAGGAGUCUCGUUAAACGAUGCCCUGAUGGUCGGACCCGUCGUUCAGGAUGACCUGCUGGCGAUUCAACUGCGUUUCCGUCUCCACCGAAUAGCCGUCGUCGCAGACGUGGAGAAAAUGUAUCGGAUGAUCCUCGUCUAUCCGUCAGAUCAACGGCUCCAGUGCAUUCUGUGGAGGGAUACUCCGAACGAACCUAUCCGCACGUAUCAGUUAGCUACAGUAACGUAUGGGACAGCAUGUGCUCCGUACUUGGCGACCAAGUGUCUGCAACGGCUGGCAGAACUUGAGGCCGAGAGAUAUCCUGUGGCGGCGAAGACAAUGAAGGAGGAUUACUAUGUCGACGAUAUGCUGAGCGGAGCCGAUAACCUUGAAGCCGCAACGCAGCUAACCAGCGAAAUGCUCGAGCUUGCUUCCUCCGGUGGUUUCACUUUGCGAAAAUGGAACUCCAAUUCUAGCGCACUCCUGGAUCAGUUACCAGAGAAUCUCGUCGACCGCCGGCCGGAGCUUGAGCUGGAUACUACGAACACUCCAGUGAAGACACUUGGGCUGCUCUGGGACACCACUUCAGACAGUUUUCUCUUCCGUUCACCUGUGUGGAACUCAGAGGCACCUAUCACCAAGCGAAUUGUGCUUGCGGACACAGCUCGUUUAUUCGAUUCCAUCGGCCUGGUGGGACCUGUCAUCGUCGCAGCGAAGAUAUUCGUUCAAGACCUGUGGAAGCAGAAGUGCGACUGGGACGAACCGUUACCCGAAGCAUUCCAGAAUUUUUGGAUCGAGUAUAGGAGAAAUCUAUCCGCCCUUUCGUCGUUAUCGAUUCCUCGGUGGGUGGCGUUCAGUACGGAUCUGGCUUCCGUUCAGGUUCAUGGCUUCUGCGAUGCUUCUAACAAGGCGUAUGGAGCAUGCCUCUACCUCCGCAGUACUACCUUCGGCGGUUCCGUAGAAGUGCGUCUCAUCACAGCCAAGUCCAAGGUCGCACCACUUGAAGAUCUGAAGCGGAAGAAAAGGGUUCAGACCACUCCCCGGCUGGAACUCUCCGGAGCAUUGCUGCUCAGUCACCUAUACGAAAAGUUCGUCGCCAGCACAGCAAUUCAGCACACCGCCUUCUUUUGGACCGAUUCGACGAUCGUGAUGCACUGGCUCUCGUCGCUACCGUCACGGUGGCAGAUGUUUGUUGCGAAUCGUGUGUCGGAGAUCCAACACGCCACGAAAGGAUGCCCGUGGAACCACGUAGCUGGUGAAGAAAAUCCCGCCGACAUCAUCUCUCGGGGAAUGACACCAGCUCAGCUGCAAUACGAAAGGCUGUGGUUCGAGGGACCGCUGUGGCUUCGUCAGGACGCGAGCAUCUGGCCGUCCAAGGCUCCAGAAGAGGAAAUCGAUCCUGCCAUACUGGAAGAGAAGAAGGUCCUUGCGCUCCCAGCGACGGCUGAAUCCGUUAGCGAAAUAUUCAGUCUCCGUUCAUCGCUGUUCAGUUUAGUCAGGUUGGUCGCUGGCAUCCGCCGGUUCGUGCACAACACACAGCACAGACAGGACAGACGCACAGGGUUUCUGACGUUCCCCGAACACGAGCAGGCCUUGACAUUCCUGGUUCAGCUGGCGCAACAAGAAGCCUUUCCAGCUGAGGUAGCAGCGUUGAACAAGAACAAUCCAGUCAGUCCAUCGUCUUCGAUAAGCAGGUUGAAUCCAGUUCUUGUCAGUGGAAUCCUCUGUGUGGGAGGCCGACUAGCCAAGGCGCCAGUGUCAGCGAGUCGGAAACAUCCGAUGAUUUUGAGUCACCAUCAUCCACUGGCAAGGUUGGUUCUGCACUACUACCAUUGCAAGCACUUCCAUUCCGGAUUGCAGCUUCUCGUGUCCACUGUUCGUGAGCGUUUCUGGAUCACGCGCAUCAGGAGUCUUGCCAACUCUGUGUUACACGAAUGCGUUCGUUGUUUCCGAACCAGGCCGAAGGUGCUAGACCAGCUUAUGGCCGAUCUUCCGUCGGAACGAGUCUCUCCGGCACCUCCAUUCCUUAGAGUAGGCGUGGAUUAUUGCGGACCGUUCCUGAUCAAAUACCCUGUUCGCCGCGCGACUCCCACGAAACAUUACGUCGCCAUUUUCAUCUGCCUCGUUACGAAGGCAGUUCAUCUCGAGUUGGCCAGCGAUCUCACUAGCGAAGCCUUCCUUGCCGCCUUCAAAAGGUUCGUGGCUCGCAGAGGAAAACCGAUCCUGGUCAUGUGCGACAACGCCACAAACUUCGUGGGAGCCAAGCGCCAACUGGAUGAAUUACGGCAGCUGUUCAUCGACCAAACGUUCCAGGAGUCCAUCGUCCGUGGAGCGAUCGAGGACGGCAUAGAAUUCCGCUUCAUUCCAGCAAGAUCCCCCAACUUCGGUGGUCUUUGGGAGGCCGCCGUGAAGUCUUUCAAGGGUCAUUUCAAGCGUACCAUCGGUGACCGUGUGCUGCAGUACGACGAGAUGAUCACCGUGUUGCCACAAGUUGAAGCGAUCCUCAACUCCCGGCCCCUCACGCCGGUCAGUAACGAUCCGUUGGACUUCGAAGCGUUGACGCCAGGUCACUUCCUGGUUCAGCGACCGUUGACAGCAGUUCCAGAGCCAUCUCUAGAAGAUCUGCAGCGGAAUCGGCUGUCAAUGUGGCAGCAAGCGCAAGACUACGUUCAGCAAAUCUGGACCAAGUGGUCCACUCAGUACCUUUCCGAUCUCCAUAACCGGACUAAAUGGACCCGGAAACGGGACAAUAUCUCUGUUGGGACGCUAGUCCUACUCAAGGAAGACAAGCUUCCGCCACUAAGGUGGAAAUUGGGCCGCGUCAUUCAGAUCCACCCCGGAUCAGAUGGCAACAUACGCGUUGUUACUGUGAAGGCCCAGGACGGCGAGUAUCAGAGAGCCAUUUCGAAAAUUUGCAUCCUUCCGAUCCGCGACAACCUGGAGUCUGAGCAGAUCUAA